Rosa chinensis is the source of this 1170-nucleotide messenger RNA. Its product is annotated as adenylyl-sulfate kinase 3. The transcript has 7 exons. Bases 156 to 794 code for a protein of 212 amino acids. Gene Ontology annotation, biological process: sulfate assimilation. Lineage: Eukaryota; Viridiplantae; Streptophyta; Magnoliopsida; Rosales; Rosaceae. The record is from RefSeq and is a predicted model, not a curated record. Gene Ontology annotation, molecular function: adenylylsulfate kinase activity; ATP binding.
AGGAUGCGUCCAGAUUCAUUGACAGCCCCAAAAAGAAGCAAAAGACCCCCUUGAAAGCAGGGAAUACCAAUAAAUGGAAAAACUUCUUAUUCUUCGUCGCCUCCAUCCCUCCCGGCCUCGAAUUAAGUGUCAGUGGUUUUAUAUUUUUCAGCAGAAUGUCUACUAUCAGCAACUCAACAAAUAUAUUUUGGCAAGAAUGUCCUGUUGGGAAAGCUGAAAGGCAGAAACUACUCAACCAAAAGGGAUGUGUUGUAUGGAUUACAGGUCUCAGCGGAUCAGGGAAAAGUACACUGGCGUGCUCACUAAGUAGAGAACUGCACUCGAGGGGAAAGCUGUCAUAUAUCCUUGAUGGUGAUAACCUUCGACAUGGUAUCAACAAGGAUCUUGGUUUCAAACCAGAAGACCGGACUGAAAAUAUUCGCAGAGUUGGUUUUAUUGUAGGGGAGAUCGCAAAACUGUUUGCGGAUGCAGGAUUGAUCUGUAUUGCUAGUCUGAUAUCUCCUUAUAGGAAAGAUCGAGAUGCUUGCCGUGCAAUGCUACCAGAUGCAAAUUUUAUUGAGGUUUUCAUGAACAUGCCCUUAGAGUUAUGUGAGUCAAGGGAUGCAAAAGGCCUUUACAAGCUUGCACGUGCGGGAAAGAUUAGAGGUUUUACCGGAAUCGAUGAUCCAUAUGAACAACCACUGAACUGUGAGAUAGAAAUCCAGCAAAAUAAUGGAGUUUGCCUCCUGCCUGCAGCCCUGGCAGGCCAGGUACUGACAUACUUGGAGGAGAAAGGCUUUCUUCAAGUUGAGUGAUUCACCGUUCUUCAACGGCCUUUGAUCUCUGUUAAAAGCAAUUCUUUUGAAUAUAGGGUAUCCUUCAAAACAUAAUUGGUUGGAUUGACCCUGCUUCAGGACCACCUGACUUCUUUCAGUGGGCUAGUAGGGGUACUAAUUGCUAGGAGUGAGUACGCAUUGUCGUUAAUGUCUUUUCUUUACAAUGAUCCAUAGGGUCAGAGAUUCCAAGUUCCACAGUUUAGAAUUACACAUUAUUUUCUUUAGAAGGUAACUCUUGUGGUUUAUGAUGAAACAGCAGCAAAGGUCUGAUGGAGAAUUUUCCUAUGAUCUGUUUAUCAGCAACUUUUGUACCUACAUUUGAAAUUAAUUUAAUAUACUGUUCCUUUACCAAGUA